AUGCUCUUCCCCUGAUAGGUCGCGCGCAUCAGGAAGCGUUUCUCACUAUCCCAAGCGACGACCUCCAAAAGCACCGGUGCGAUAUUAACGUAACCGCUCACCGUGCCAGCAUCUCUCAUCCGUGUCCCGGGGCCGUGUCUCAGAUACUUGCGAACAUUCCCGCUGCGUUUGAGAGCGUUUGCCCACAGACCCCGCGAUAUGGCCGCGUACAAGCUGGUGCUGAUCCGCCACGGCGAGAGUUGCUGGAACCAGGAGAACCGAUUCUGCGGCUGGUUCGAUGCCGACCUGAGCGAAACCGGAGAGGAGGAGGCCAGGAGGGGCGGACAGGCCCUGAAAGAUGCGGGUUACGAGUUUGACGUCUGCUACACGUCCGUGCUGAAGCGAGCGAUCCGCACGCUGUGGCUGGUGCUGGACAGCAUCGAUCAGAUGUGGCUGCCGGUGAACCGCACCUGGCGUCUGAACGAGCGCCACUACGGCGGCCUGACGGGCCUCAACAAGGCCGAGACGGCGGCCAAACACGGCGAGGCGCAGGUGAAGAUCUGGAGGCGCUCCUUCGACACCCCGCCGCCACCCAUGGACCCCGACCACGACUUCUACACCACCAUCAGCAAGGACCGGCGCUACGGGGACCUGACGGAGGACCAGCUGCCCUCGUGCGAGAGCCUGAAGGACACUAUCGCCCGAGCUCUGCCCUUCUGGAACGAGGAAAUCGUUCCUCAAAUCAAGGAGGGCAAGAGGGUUCUCAUCGCUGCCCACGGAAACAGCCUGCGAGGCAUCGUCAAACACCUGGAGGGAAUGUCAGAGGAGGCGAUUAUGGAGCUGAACCUUCCCACAGGAAUCCCCAUCCUAUACGAGCUGGACAAGAACCUGAAGCCCGUGAAGCCCAUGCAGUUCCUGGGAGACGAGGAGACCGUCCGCAAAGCCAUGGAGGCCGUCGCCGCUCAGGGCAAAGCCAAGAAGUAGGCCGAGACGUCCCGUGUUUAAGCUCUAAUCCCCCACAAUCAGUGUUUUAACCGUGAGCCUACCUAGAACCAAACCAGUGACCAAUCAUUUCUUUCCUAAUGCUCUCAAUCGGGACCAUGCUAAUAAAGUUACUGCUUGAAUGUGUGUAUGUGCAGUGAAACUGAGCCACAGUGUGUUUAUAGUCUCUGCACUGAAAAUCCACGGCCGCACAUUUCAGAAGAUGGCACGUUUGUGUGUCCGCGAUGGCAUCGCUUUAACUACUGUUGCCAGGCGACGGCAUAUAUUAAUGGUUGGGUGGGCUGCAGAAGUGCUGCGUUCUCCCAUCUUCCUGUGAUUCAUGCAUUGUCCCGCUGCUCUAGAUCUCUGCUCGCCCACAGACACGCUCCUGAAAUACCCAACACGAGAAGAAACACGGUUCAUUUUUAGGAUUCUCCUACAUCUAGAGAUUCACUGCAGAUUAUUUUCCUGUGGGCUUUUUUGGGGGAUGUUUAUGGUCAAUUUUCUCUCACUGUUUAUAUGGUAAAUGCUGCUGAUGUGUGAUGUUCAUGUUAAGUUUAAUUCAUUUCGGCCCUGCAAAUAUUCACCAUAGCGUAAAUAUUAUUGAACAUUGUGGCCCAGAAAAGAAAUGCUCAUGUUGUCUGUUCCUUUUCACUUGUACAACAAAUGUUGAGAUUAUUUUGCUUGACUGAAAUGUAUGUACAAUAGUGUGAGUUGAUGUGCAAUCCCUAAUAAAUGUUGGCUUACUGAACCAGAAA
Pimephales promelas (fathead minnow) is the source of this 1718-nucleotide messenger RNA. RefSeq names its product phosphoglycerate mutase 1b (gene pgam1b). The record is from RefSeq and is a predicted model, not a curated record. Lineage: Eukaryota; Metazoa; Chordata; Actinopteri; Cypriniformes; Leuciscidae. Gene Ontology annotation, biological process: glycolytic process. Gene Ontology annotation, molecular function: intramolecular phosphotransferase activity.